ACAAGGUGUGCCUUAUCUUGUCCGUCUGCGGGGUGACGCGAUAGGGUCCUCUACUCCGAUGUACCGAUCUACCUCCGCCGUCAAGAUGCCCAUGAAACUAAUCUCGGCGACGCCUUCGGCCUACGCGCGCAUCAAUCGUAUCGCUUUCAUGGAGAAGGGCAUCGACUUCGAGCUCUUCAACGAAGUACCGUGGAACCUGGACACGCAAACCCCCACUUACAAUCCGUUGGAGAAAUUGCCCAUUCUCAUCUUCGAGGACGGGACACAUAUCUACGACAGCGCCCUCAUUCAAGAAUUCAUCAUCAAGACGUAUGCCGACAAGGGCCCGGCGUUGGUGCCACAGGACCUGAAAGGAUACCUGCAGGCAAGGCAGAUCCAGACGUUGGCGAUCGGCCAGAUGGACGCAAUGGCAUUGGUGUUCUUCGAAGAUUCGAGGGAGGUCAAGAGUGCCGAAUGGAAGGCGCGGCAAGACCGCAAGGUGGACGGGGCGAUGAAGGCGUACGACGACUACGUCCAGGCGGCCAAGGGCGGAUGGCUGGUUGGUGGGGAGUAUUCCAUUGCCGACAUUGCAGUCGGCUGCGCUGCCGAGUGGGUGGACUUCUUUGGCAUCCGGCCGGAGUGGAGGAAGCAGCACACGCACUUGGCGGCGUGGUUGGAGAAGCUGGGCCAGAGGGACACGUUCCAGAAGACGCAGCCAGUGAUGUUUGAGAUGAAGGAGAGGGUGGUUUGAGCGAUUGAUAGAGGAUGCGACGACGACAUGAAGGUCACGAGCAUUCACUUCCAUUCCCUCCCUGACCAACCCAAGACUAUGCCGAGACGAUGCAAAGGAUUGGGUAAUAGCCGCGAAUAGGCGGGUGGACAGGCACGCGCAUGUGACAGGACUAGGCCUCUAAGUGCAGGUACAAGAGAAGCCAAGCAUGCAAUUGGUGGGGGCGAGUUUAGGUUGGCCUGCCUUACCAGAAA
Neohortaea acidophila is the source of this 963-nucleotide messenger RNA. RefSeq names its product glutathione S-transferase domain-containing protein. The transcript has 3 exons. Lineage: Eukaryota; Fungi; Ascomycota; Dothideomycetes; Mycosphaerellales; Teratosphaeriaceae. The record is from RefSeq and is a predicted model, not a curated record. Gene Ontology annotation, biological process: L-phenylalanine catabolic process; glutathione metabolic process. The coding region runs from base 59 to 730 and encodes 223 amino acids. Gene Ontology annotation, molecular function: maleylacetoacetate isomerase activity; glutathione transferase activity.